AUGGCGUCAGCCGGGAGAGAUGCUCCAGACUCCAGACGUUAUACAUAUAUAACGGAAUUGUGUCUGAGUUUCGAACCAGGGCAUCACCUCCGUAGUCCAGUACGUUACCCACUGAGCUACUGGAGCGUCCUCAAAGUGUCUGUCAGCGGUGUGGGGGAUAUGACGGAGUCAGAGACCUUGACUCACCUGGGAUACCAGCAUUGUUUUUAUGAGUUCUCCACAGUCUUCCGCCAGGGUGACGUCAUACGUGUCAGCAUCCUUGACAACAGUCUGUCGUGUGAUGACGACAACAACACACUGGAAGUCUUUGAUGCCUUCAGCACACGUCCCCGUAACCUGGGCAGAGCGUGUGCCGGCGGGGUCACAGAGUUCACCAGCCCCAAAGAGAUCUUGUACCUGGUGUUUCAGUCGGGGAGUUUUGACGUGGCCAAAGGCAGCGGGUUCCGACUGCAGGCAGAAGCUGUGCCCAAAUACACCCACUGCUACUCCCAGCAAGCCAAAGUGCUCACAGCGCAGUCCGAACCACAGGAAAUCACCACUCCCUACUACCCCUUUGAGGUGGCCCCAGGUGUCAACUGUCAGUGGUUGCUGAAGUCAGGCCCGGGUCAAGCGGUACGUCUGGAGGUCACACACGUGGACAUGGUGGGCUCCAACAACUGCUAUAACUUCGCUCUCCACGUCUUUGAUGGGAAAACGCCAUACGAUGACGAGAAGCUAGGGUCUGUCUGUGACAAGGAGAAGGCGCCUCUGACCUUCCAGAGUUCUGGAAGGUUCUUGUUCAUUCAGUUCACCUCAGGCCCCAACGUGCUCAACUCCGGGGGCGGGGUCAGGCUGACCUUCCUCUCUGUCUCCACAGGUAUAGGCCUACACUGCCGUCGGCUGAUAAAACGGCUUUUUUCAUUGUUGGUGCAAAUUUAAUUUUUGUUUUAAUUUACUAGUAAAUCAAAUCGAAAGCCUGAUCAGUUACCCAACUUUUGUGGAAAAAAAAUCAUAAUAAAACUGACUAGUUUUUUAAAAAUAAAGUAGAAUUUAGUUUUCGGAAGAAAGUAUUUCUAAAUGGGUACACCGACAACCCCCCCCCCCCUUUCGAUACUGCUGUUAAAAAAAGGCGUUUUGUCAGCUUACGCAGUACAGGCUCAGCAUUGUGUGUAGUCUAGUAUGGGUUCAAAUUCCUUUCCAACCGCCCAUUCUGAAUUAUUAAUGUAAUAAUAAUAAGCUGUAGGCAGUGAACAAUCUUGUCAGUUUGUUAGUGCUUGAGCACUAAAUCGGCUGCUUGCACUGUAUGCUUCCCGGGAAGCUGAGAAUGGUUCUGGGUGUUCUAUGGUCUGCAGGGGUUAUAAUGUAUUGUGUACAGUGCAUAGAGCUUGCUGUCGAGCGGGGAUAUGCGCUAUACAGAUGUUUUUGUUAUUAUCAUUAAUAUUGAAAACGAUAUUAAUUAGUCUACAUAACCAUCACUAAUUCUAUUUCUGUCAUUAUGAUGAUUAUGAUUGCCAUUGUAAUAAUAAUAACGACAAUAAUACUAGUUGAAAGAAAUAAUAAUGAUAAUACUGUAGUAAUAAUAAUAUGAUAAUGAUAGUUAUGAAAAGAUAAUUAUUAUUAUACUUUUGAGGUAAAGACUUUGAAAUUAACGUUUAUGCUUGAUAGACCUAAGCCAAAAGAUUGCCGCAGUCGUCGUGUUGUAUGCUAUGGUAUGAGUUUACAUCUCUUUUUGACACUAUAAGAUUACUUCACAAAAAAUUAUACGGGUCAAGGUUCAUGAAGUAAAGACUACGUCUAUUUUUGGCAAUUUGUAUGCAUUGAGUACAGACAGCUGUGAGCGUAACGUCCAUUUCUGGUAGAAUCGAAACAAGUGGGUCCAGAACCCUUUUUUUUUUGGUAAGUGUUUUACGGCACUCGCAAACUGCAUAAGGUCAUAUGAG
Messenger RNA from Aplysia californica (California sea hare), 1919 nucleotides. Its product is annotated as cubilin-like. NCBI's taxonomy places the organism in Eukaryota, Metazoa, Mollusca, Gastropoda, Aplysiida, Aplysiidae. The transcript has 7 exons. The record is from RefSeq and is a predicted model, not a curated record. The coding region runs from base 1 to 918 and encodes 305 amino acids.